UAAUGAAAUAUAACAAAUGAAAAAAACUAUGAAUUUGAUGUAAGUAUAAUUCUCUGCAUACGUUCUCAUGAGAAAAAUAAUUAUAAAAAUAGUAAAAGAAAAAAUGUAAGAGACAUACAUCAAUGCAAAAAGAGGGAAAUAUUAACAGCUGAUAGGUAGAUAUCUCAUUCGACCAUGGCCCUGGACUUUGAUGAUUCAUGUUUAUACAUCUUAGAAAGAAGGAUUGAGUUCCGCAAAGUAUAUAUAAAUACCAGAAGAAAUAAAACAUGCUCAUAUAUUCUUGCAGUCUUUUAACGCGCUUUAAUCCGUGUGGAUGUAUUCUACUCUUAUUAUAUUUUAAUAAUCUAUAAUAUUUCGAAAUGUUCGUCAAAUCUUUCGUACUACUUCUUUUGGCUAAUCUUGCGAUGACUGAAAUUCCCUCGUACAUUAAUAUAUGCGGUCGGAGGAAUCCAAAAUUGGACGAAUGUGUCAUUAACAGCAUCGAAUUAAUUCGAGAUAAAUUAAUAACAGGAAUACCAGAAUUGGAUGUCCCAAAAAUAUCUCCGUUAACUUUGAAAAAACUAAUAUUCGCCGAUGAGCCAAAUUUUCAGAUAAAAGCAGAAAACGUGCAGAUCUACGGCAUCGAUACUUUCCAAAUAAUAAAUUUGAAAACUGAUUUAAAGAAACAACAAAUCGAUACAACAGUUAUAUUUAAACAAAUAAAGAUCGAAACUGCUUACGAUAUAAAUACGAAAAUUUUAGUUCCUUUCGUUGGCGAUGGAAAUAUCAAGGCAGACACAAAUAACGUGACGGCAAAAGUGUUGCUCCGUUAUAAGCUAAUAGAAAAGGAUGGUAAGAAAUAUAUAUACUACUUUUCAAUGACAACUAAACUCGACAUCAAGGAUAUCAUUAUGAAUAUAGAACCAGGAAAUAACACCGAUAACACCUUAAGGGAGAUUAUCAGUAAUAUCUUCAACAGUAACAAAAAAGACAUGGUCGCUAUUAUUUUGCCAAGCAUAGAAAAGAGUAUUUCGGAUAAUGUACUCAAAAUUAGUAACAACAUUGUUAAACAUUUUUAUUAUGACGAAAUUUUACCUGAUCGGGAAUAAAUCUUCUUUUCUUUCUGUU
This is a messenger RNA of Vespa crabro (European hornet), 1107 nucleotides long. RefSeq lists its product as uncharacterized. The coding region runs from base 360 to 1088 and encodes 242 amino acids. NCBI's taxonomy places the organism in Eukaryota, Metazoa, Arthropoda, Insecta, Hymenoptera, Vespidae. The record is from RefSeq and is a predicted model, not a curated record. The transcript has 3 exons.